AUGACGUGGCAGGCUCAGACAAUGAUGCCGAGUGUACGAGCUGGACCGGCGAGUUCAAGAAGCACUGAUCAUGAAGAAUCUAAUGAUGACAUUCAUUCAGCAGCCGUGCCAGCCUCAGAUGAAAUAUUCAGAGGUUACCUCUCUGAUGAGCCAGGUGCCAGUGAUACAGACGACCCAGAGAUAGAGGCCACCGGGAAGCGAGAUGGUAGCAACCUCCAUUCUGCUUCUCAUGCAGAUGACAACAGACGUGAUAAAGCUGAGAAGACACUCACUGCUGCUACGCGCAAGCGUGCAAAGCGCAAUGUUCCUGCAAAUGCACAGGAAGCACACCAUAAAGAGCGUGUGAAGGGUUUGAAUGCAAUUGAGAAGCUUGUCGACUCGAAACGAUACCAGUUUGUUGCAGGCUUGAAUGGUCUGCAGGCAAGCCGAGCUCAUUGCAUCCAGAGUCAUCUGCAUAUGAUUAUUCAUAACAAGUGCAGUGGGACAGAGGCAUCGAAGCUCGCAGCAGAGAGUCAUGGCUUUGCAGCAAACUGGGGUGGAAGACUGGUUCAUGUUUGGGUGCGAAAAUGGCUGGAGAGUCGUGAGCUUCUCGAGUCGAUGAAAGGCAGGCAUGUGAAAUAUUACACCCUACUCGAUGAUCCAAAUAUAUGCAUGCAGCUUCACUCAUUCAUGCGAUCAAACAAGUGGUCCAUGAAUUCCAAGAAGCUGGCUAAAUUCAGCAAGGGUCAGAUGGUUCCUCAGGUCGCUGAACAAUACCUCCGUCAAUUGGUUCACACCGAAAUGCCGCAAGAGUUAAAGAAAUACAUGGAACUUGAGUUGUUUCCUCGCAUCCAUCUUAAAGUCAGCAAGGGGAUCUCACUUCAUACAACUCUGCGUUGGCUUCAUCAAGAGGGCUUUCACUCGCAGGCUAACGAUGGAAGAGCAAGAAGCUGGUUACCCAAAGGAGAACAGCCGCUGAAGAAAAAAGGUGUUGGUCAUGGCAUGCACCAGAGCGAUGCAAGUCAGAGCCUGGAGUACAGGAAAGACUACGAAGGGUAUUGGAACAGUGAGAAAUUUGUUAAGCAGGUAAGCUGUAGUGACUCGGAGAAAAUUAUCUCAGCAUUUGAAAGAAAACACGGCCCUGGAUUUCAAGCAUGUAUAUUCGUCGAUCACUCCCAAGGGCAUUCUGCAUAUGCAGAAGAUGCACUCCUUGUCUCACGCAUGAACAUGUGGCCCGGUGGUAAACAAGCCCACAUGCAAGAUGGCUGGUUCAUUCGCAAUGGUCAAAGAUUCACUCAGCCGAUGAAUUUCUCACCCGAUCAUCCCGAAUAUCCUGACCAGCUGAAAGGCAUGAAACAUCUCAAUUCUAUUGAGUUUUUCUGGGGUGCUGUCAAAAAAUAUUUGCGCGACAAUUGCGAUUGCACAUUCAAGACCCUUCAAGAGAAUCCACCGAAGGCACUCACCUCCAUGUUUCGAUGGCUGAAUGCUUACAGGACUGGAUUGGAUGCCAAGGAUGCUCAGUUUCAAGUCAGAGCAUUUAGUUCCACGAAGUAUAAAUCCCAUCAACGUGUGCCGGAGACUGUAGCACACCAGCUUGAUGUUCUGUAA
Molecule: messenger RNA, 1587 nt
Organism: Laetiporus sulphureus 93-53
Lineage: Eukaryota; Fungi; Basidiomycota; Agaricomycetes; Polyporales; Laetiporaceae
Exons: 8
Coding region: 1-1587 (528 amino acids)
Source: RefSeq, a predicted model, not a curated record